Messenger RNA from Penicillium cinerascens, 1416 nucleotides. RefSeq lists its product as uncharacterized. The record is from RefSeq and is a predicted model, not a curated record. Gene Ontology annotation, molecular function: triacylglycerol lipase activity. The coding region runs from base 1 to 1416 and encodes 471 amino acids. NCBI's taxonomy places the organism in Eukaryota, Fungi, Ascomycota, Eurotiomycetes, Eurotiales, Aspergillaceae. The transcript has a single exon. Gene Ontology annotation, biological process: lipid catabolic process.
AUGAUUUCCACCACCGGUGCUUCAAUGGGCCGCAUCAUCAUGGCCUUUAUGGGCCUCAUGUUGGCAGUGACAUCUGCCCUGCCCUCUAGUAUCUAUGCUAGAGGCGCUCCUUUGACUCCAGCUGAUGAUCCAUUUUAUCAAACCCCUGCUGGCUUCGAGUCGGAGGAACCAGGGACCAUCCUGAGGCAGCGAAGCAUCAGUGUUUCCUUCCUGGGUCUACUCCCAGAUCCAGUGGAUUCCUACCAGCUGCUAUAUCGGACUACUGCCAUCAAUGGCUCCGCCAUUGCCACGGUGACCACAAUUUUCAAGCCUAGCAACGCAAUGACGGAUCGAUUUAUCUCGUUCCAAACGGCCUACGACAGCUCGGCAACCAUGUGCGACCCUAGCUAUACUUACCAGCGGUCUGCUGCUCAGACCGAUCUCAUUACAUCCGCCGAGGAGCUGAUUAUGCAGGCCUACCUGCUCGAAGGCUAUAUUGUUGCCUCGCCCGACUACGAAGGCCCUGAUGCGGCCUUUAGCGCGGGUCAUCUAGCAGGAAUGGGAACACUGGACGGCAUGCGCGCCGUGGCUAAUUUCGAAUCGCUGGGUCUCAGUAGCAACCCCAUGAUCGUUGGCAUAGGUUACUCUGGCGGCGCUCUCGCGACAGGAUGGACAGCUUCUCUGCAGCCCAGCUACGCUCCUGAAUUAGCCAUCAAGGGCUGGGUGCAGGGCGGCACUCCCGCUAAUCUGACCGGCACUUUGCUCAACAUUGACGGUACUCUGUUCAGCGGGUUCAUCCCUGAUGCGGUCGCUGGAUUGUCCUCUCCCAGCGCCUAUGGUGCAGAGCUGAACACUCUCCUCAAUUCGAUCUUGACAUCGGCAGGCCAAUCAAAGAUAGACUAUGCUAAAACGCAUUGCGCAGUGGACGACCUGGUCAGCUUCGCUGGACAGUCGGUGUUCUCCACGAGUUUCCAGACCUUAGGCGAUGGACUGCUUUACAACCCGACAGUUCACUCCGUGAUGAUACAAAAUACCAUGGGCGCGAACGAGGCGGAAACCCCCACUGCACCGGUGUUUGUCUACCAUGCCAGCCAAGACGAAAUCAUUCCCUACGCGGAUGUAGUGACCCUGGUCAACGCGUGGUGCAAUUACGGCGCCAGUGUGAAGUUCACCACAUUCGCCAAUGGCGGUCACGCAACAACCGAAGUCGUCGCGCUACCAGAUGCUAUUGAAUUUGUUAAAUCUGCCUUUGCGGGUACGACGCAGAGCGGGUGCUCGAGGAACACGGAACUUAAAAGUAUCCUGAAUCCGAUCGCACUUGGCGUGGAGCUGGAGCCUAUUGUGGCGAAGCUGAUCGACGUCGUGCUUAAACUUGGAGCGGAGGACGACAACGUUCUGCAGGACCUCGAAGUUCUCUAUGAUUCGAUUACUUGGUAA